AUGAAUCGAGAAGAAUUACUUGAAUUGGUGAAACAAAAAGAUGAUAUUGAAAAAGAAUUAAAUGAAUUAGCAGAUGAAUUGAAAACACAAAAUAAUGUUGGAAUGACAGAGGCACUUGUCGAUAAAGAAGGUUAUCCAAGAAAUGACAUUGAUCUUGUUCGAGUACGUCAUAUACGACAACGUGUAAUCUGUUUACAAAAUGAUCAUAAAGCAUUAAUGAAACAAAUUGAAGAUGGUCUCAUACAAAUACAUGAAAAUAAUGCUAACAAUCCUUCGAAUACUACUGUAUCAGCAACAACAACUGCUCCGAGCAAUACUAAUUUGCCAAAUAAAGAACCAUUUUUACGUGUUGAUAUUGUUAGUAAUCAUUCACCUGCCGAAACAGCUGGUCUUCAUGUAGGUGAUCUUGUUUGUCGUAUUGGUACGAUUCGUAAAGAUAAUUUUCGUACAAUGCAAGAUGUUGCAUCACUUGUAAACAAUAGUGAAAAUCGUUCAAUUACAUUACUUGUUCAACGUGCUAACACAAAUGAACAACAAACUGUAACAUUAAUACCUAAACAAUGGUUCGGAAAUGGUUUAUUAGGAUGUAAACUAACACCAUUGAGUUGA
Molecule: messenger RNA, 609 nt
Organism: Adineta steineri
Lineage: Eukaryota; Metazoa; Rotifera; Eurotatoria; Adinetida; Adinetidae
Source: the annotation of a GenBank genome assembly